Messenger RNA from Periophthalmus magnuspinnatus, 1421 nucleotides. RefSeq names its product eukaryotic translation initiation factor 4E type 3-like. Gene Ontology annotation, molecular function: RNA 7-methylguanosine cap binding; translation initiation factor activity. Gene Ontology annotation, cellular component: eukaryotic translation initiation factor 4F complex. Bases 137 to 817 code for a protein of 226 amino acids. NCBI's taxonomy places the organism in Eukaryota, Metazoa, Chordata, Actinopteri, Gobiiformes, Gobiidae. The record is from RefSeq and is a predicted model, not a curated record. The transcript is spliced from 7 exons. Gene Ontology annotation, biological process: translational initiation.
AGUGACGCAGGAGCGUCAUCAUCUGUAGGCGGAAAAGCGGCAGUGCUAAAGUGCCCCAAAGCCAAAGCGGCUGUUUUUCUUCGCUUCUUUAAAGCAAAGGUGAUCUGAUAUAAUACAAGAUCGUGUUUGAGGUGUUAUGGCGUUUCCUGCGGGUCAGACAGAGCUGCAAAUGGACAGAGGCGCCCUGAGCGGACAGACAGUCCCCUCUGAAAACAACAUAGACAUCGACGAGAAAGAGUUGGAUAAUAUCACAAAGAAACACCGAGAAGACGACACAGCGCUGCCUUUGCACUCGCCCUGGACAUUUUGGCUGGACAGGUCAUUACCAGGUACAACAGCGGCUGAAUGUGAGUCUAAUCUGAAGAAGAUCUACACCGUGCAGAGUGUUCAGAUGUUCUGGGGCGUAUACAACAACAUCCCCCCCGUGACAGCAUUGCCUUUGAGAUGUAGCUAUCACUUAAUGAGAGGAGAACGAAGGCCGCUCUGGGAGGAAGAAAGCAACGCGAAAGGAGGAGUGUGGAAGAUGAAAGUACCAAAAGAAAGCACUUUGACUGUAUGGAAAGAGUUGUUACUAGCGACAAUUGGGGAGCAGUUUGCAGAUUAUUGUGCCUCAGAGGACGAGGUGGUCGGCGUCAGUGUAAGUGUUCGGGAUCGUGAAGACGUUGUACAGGUGUGGAAUAAAGACGCUACUCUUGCAAACGAAGCUAAUAUCCUGGGGAAAGUCUAUGAACUCCUGCCUUUCAUAUCUUUUAAAGCUGUUUUUUAUAAGUCUCACAUGGAACAUCACGCCUUUGAGGGAGGACGCUCAAGACACUAAACCACGUGCACUUUGAUUUAUUUGAAAGCUGAACUGUUCCUGCCUUUGACGUAAAGACACUGUCCACAACAUUGUCAAGGGUAUUUUACGUUACUCAAAGAAAAGUUAAAAGUAUAUUUUUAUAACUUACUGAUGCCUUGCUUCACCAAGGAUAAUUUAGAUUAACAAAUGUCCAGUUUCUGUUAGAUCAUGUUGUGGUUGGCCUCUUUCUAACUCCGACAUAAACUGUUGCUGUCCUAUUCUCAGUACGCCUGAUGGACCUCAGUUGUUUCCUGAUAUAAAGCUAACAGCUAUGUAAUCUAGCUAACUGUUUCCUGUGUUAGAUGUUGCAGUGCAGGUCAUGGUCCCUCUGUGCCAAAGCACUUUUGUUUUUUAUCCUCGCAUUCUUUCAGUGUUUCAAUGGGAGGCUGGUUGCCCAUCUCUACUGCUAUAGUGAAUGUCUGUGAUGUAUGUUCUUAAUCUGUCAACUGUCAACAAAUCAGGGUAAUGCAUUUGCACGUAGAUAUAAUCCAGUCCCUCUAAUGGAAAGCCAUAUCCUAGCACAAACCCUGUACGGACAUUAGGACUCCAGAGCUUUACUUAAACUGCAGAAUUCGUUUUAGAA